AUGAACGGGCUCGAUAUGGAUCAAGAUUUCGAGCACAAUGCUUCAGUGGCCGAUGUACCGGCAUCCCAGUUUACCGCUGGCGUGUUGCCGAACCCCUUGAUUGAUGAUAUCAAAUCACUGCAACACAAGAACGGCGUUCUGAUUCCUCUCAAAACCACACAGGAAGUGCGGCAAGACCACACAAUCAUACAGGCUUUCAUCACAAGAGUCCCGUCAAAGUCUGCCGCCGACGUCAUUACUGCAUUGCGCCUUAUGCGGCCCAGUGGUAGCGCUAACCCCCUACCCCAUCUGCGAGGAUGCGCAAAGCCUGCGGACUUGCCUGCCCAUCUGAAGACGAAGUUUAUGAACGAAACCCCCGAAGGCCGGCACGUUCAUUUCGCAAAAUCACAGUGGCUCUACAUCAUGUGCUGUGAGGUGUCGGAUAUCACAGAAGAAGAGCUCGCGUUAACACUCGCCUCUGUCGAAUCCCUCGCCGGACUCGAGAUCUGGAUUUCCACCGUCCCAGUUCCACUUGUCGCCCCAACUUCACAGAUUCAAGCUGCCAUGUGGUCCUCGCAGUUCUGGCCAACAGUGUAUCGCAAAAACAACCCUUUGGGACCUCAUCCUAGCAUGGUGGCCAGAGGAACCGACGAAAUCAAGGAUGAUGCGGCUAUGUGGAUGACUUUGGCCCAGCGCGUGGCAGACGAAGCCAGGGGUUGUGGGAUGGGAGAAGCCAUCGGAGCUGUCGUUGUGCAGAGAGACGAGAACGGUGCCCAGCUAGUUGCAGUGGCAGGUGAUGCGCGCUGGCGUCAGGAUCCUUUGCUGGGAGAUGUUGGCAACCCUAUGGCACACUGCGUUCUUCGUGUUAUCAGCAUGGUUGCGCAGAAACUCGUACGUCAUGAGAGGAGAGCAAUGGGUCUGACUCUUGACCUUCCAAUACUCGAAUUUGACGCUUUCCACGACGUACCGAUUCUCGAUGCGGAGAAGAAGUGCUUCGAGCAGGAACACCCAAACAAGGAUGGCUAUUUGUGCCAUGGGCUGGAACUUUACAUGACGCAUGAACCUUGUGUAGCAUGUUCAAUGGCUAUUCUUCACGCCAGAAUGGGCAAAGUGGUAUUUUGUAACCACAUGCCGCGAACUGGCGGCUUGAGUUCAGACGAUCGUCCUGACGGAGGCGGAAGAGGGUUGGGUCUCUUCUGGAGGCGAGAGCUCAAUUGGAGCUUGCUGGCCUGGGAGCUGGAGCAAGAUGCUAAUUUUGACCUGGUGACUUUGGACCCGACCACUCAUGUUUAG
Molecule: messenger RNA, 1272 nt
Organism: Beauveria bassiana ARSEF 2860
Lineage: Eukaryota; Fungi; Ascomycota; Sordariomycetes; Hypocreales; Cordycipitaceae
Product: cytidine and deoxycytidylate deaminase zinc-binding region
Exons: 2
Coding region: 1-1272 (423 amino acids)
Cellular component (GO): nucleus; cytoplasm
Molecular function (GO): tRNA-specific adenosine-34 deaminase activity
Source: RefSeq, a predicted model, not a curated record